CCUGGAGGAAGAGUAAGAGUGAGACCGAGAGCGAGAGUGAGAGAGGACUGACUCCCGGCCGGAUUUAGGAUUGAGAGCGGAUCCCGCGCAGCACAGCGCCGGCGUCCGGGCAGGAGAGCCGAGCCGAGGGGGACCACGGACCCACCAAGCGGAGCAGGGAUCCUCGGAGCGCCCCUUUCCCUCCUCUUCUCCGUCCCCGGCUCGGUUUCUGCAAAGCCGCAGCCCCGGCUGCGAUGGGAACCGGCUACCUGCUAGGAGCGCACUGCUGAGACCCGGGCCUGGUUCCAUUGGGGGGACGACUGUUCCUCAUAACUUUCCAUCAGGAACUAUGAAGAGCAACCGAGCCCAGAAGGGCGGAGGCGGCAAAAAGGACCUCAGCGCCGGGCUUAAGUACAGCCACCAAUCUCAGAAUAUAAAUGUCUUUGAAGAAGGAGUGGAAUUCUUGCCAGCUAACAAUUCAAGGAAGGUGGAAAAAAGAGGACCGAAGCGCUGGAUUGUGCUGCUUGCAUUGGUGAUCUUCUUCAUCCUUCUUUCCCUUAUGGUUGGAAUUCUGGUGUGGCAUUUUAAUUAUCAAAAUGCAUGGGUGCAGAAGAUCUUCAAUGGCUACCUGAGGAUUACAAAUGAGAACUUUAUAGAUGCCUAUGAGAAUUCCAACUCCACAGAAUUUGCACACCUGGCCAACAAGGUUAAGGAAGCGCUAAAGGUUUUAUACAAUGGAAUCCCAGCCCUUGGGCCCUUCUAUAAGGAAUCUGGAAUAACGGCCUUCAGUGAGGGCAGUGUCAUUGCCUACUACUGGUCAGAAUUCAGUGUCCCCCAGUAUAAGGCAGAGGAAGUUGAGCGAGCCAUAUCAAAAGAAUAUGUCCUGUCCCUGCCUCCCAGGUCCCGAGCUCUGCAGUCCUUCAACGUGGCUUCCAUUGUGGCUUUCCCCACUGAUGCCAGAACACUACAAACAACACGAGACAACAGCUGCAGCUUUUCCCUACAUGCCCGGGAUAAUGAGGUGAUCAGCUUCACCACCCCCGGAUUCCCAGACAGCCCCUAUCCAGCCCGUGCCCGCUGCCAGUGGGCACUGCGUGGAGAUGUUGGCCAGGUGCUGAGCCUUACCUUCCAAACUUUUGAUGUUGCACCGUGUGAUGAUGAUGGGAGUGAUUUGGUCAUGGUGUAUGACUCCCUGAGCCCUGUGGAACCUCGUGCUGUGGUACAGCUGUGCGGCGUUUACCCUCCGUCCUACAACCUGACCUUCCUCUCCUCUCAGAAUGUCAUGCUCGUCACGCUCAUCACCAACACUGUGCGGCGUCAUCCCGGUUUUAAGGCCGAAUUCUUCCAGUUGUCCAAGAUGAUGGAAUGUGGAGGUCACCUAACUGGAGUGCAGGGGACAUUCAGUACUCCCUACUACCCAGGCCACUACCCCCCAAAUAUUGACUGCACGUGGGAUAUUGAGGUCCCUGCUGACCAAAAUGUCAAGAUUCGUUUCAAAAUUUUCUAUCUGGUGGAGCCUCACAAAACCUUGGGGACCUGCACCAAGGACUAUGUGGAAAUCAAUGGGGAAAAGAUCUGUGGAGAGAAGCUACAGUUUGUUGUGUCCAGCAAUAGCAACAAGAUCACUGUCCAUUUCCACUCAGACGAGUCCUAUACUGACACAGGUUUCUUGGCCGAGUACCUCUCUUAUGACUCCAGUGAUCCCUGUCCUGGCAUGUUCACCUGCAAAACGGGGCGCUGUAUCAAUAACGCUUUGCGCUGCGAUGGCUGGGCAGACUGCACAGACUUCAGUGAUGAGCUUGAGUGUGUGUGCAACUCAACCUUCCAGUUCACUUGCAAGAACAAAUUUUGUAAGCCCCUCUAUUGGGUCUGCGAUGGCCUGAAUGACUGUGGGGAUAACAGUGAUGAGCUUCAGUGCAGUUGCCCAGAAGGGAACUUCAGGUGUGGCAAUGGAAAAUGCAUCCCUGAGAGCCAGAAAUGUGAUAAGCAGGAUAACUGUGGAGAUGGGAGUGAUGAAGCCGAGUGUGAUAGUGUCUGGACCGUCCCCUGCACCAAAUACACAUACAAGUGCCUCAGUGGAGUGUGUCUGAGCAAAAAGAACCCGGAGUGUGAUGGGAAGAAAGACUGCAGCGAUGGCUCGGAUGAGAAGAACUGUGAUUGUGGACUCCGGUCCUUCAGCAGACACGCGAGGAUUGUUGGAGGCCAGAACUCAGACGAAGGAGAGUGGCCGUGGCAGGUGAGCCUCCAUGCAGAGGGUGAGGGUCACCUCUGUGGGGCGUCAGUAAUCUCCUCCACCUGGCUUGUCUCUGCAGCCCACUGCUUCGUUGAUACGCCAAGAAAAAGAUACUCUCAGCCCACCCAAUGGAAAGCCUUCCUGGGUCUGCAUGACCAGAGCAAGCGCAGCGUCAAGGGGGUGCAGGAGAGGGGCUUCAAGCAGAUCAUCCGCCACGCUGCCUUCAACGACUUCACCUUCGACUAUGACAUUGCUGUCCUGGAGCUGGACAAGCCCGUCGAGUUCAGCUCUGUAAUUCGGCCCAUCUGCCUGCCUGACUCGUCCCACACUUUCCCCGCGGGCAAGGCCAUCUGGGUGACGGGCUGGGGGCACACGAAGGAGGGAGGCACGGGGGCACUGAUCCUCCAGAAGGGGGAGAUCCGAGUGAUUAAUCAGACCACGUGCGAGUCCCUGCUGCCCAAUCAGGUGACCCCCCGCAUGAUGUGCGUCGGUUUCCUCAAUGGGGGUGUUGACUCUUGCCAGGGUGACUCGGGGGGCCCUCUCUCCAGUGUGGAAAAUGAUGGACGAAUGUUCCUGGCUGGGGUGGUGAGCUGGGGUGACGGCUGCGCUCGGCGGAAUAAGCCAGGGGUCUACACGAGAACCCCCAUUCUCCGGGACUGGAUUAAAGAGCAGACGGGAGUAUAGGGCUUGUAAAUGUGCUGGCCUCUUCUCACACAUUCACAGGAAUAUGGAGAGUAGACCAAUGGACUCAUCCCUCCUUUGAGAUCCCUCCAGGAUAUGAACUCUAUCCUCUUGUCUCCGAGGGUCACAAAUCUACCUGGGGAACCUCAAACUUGCCUCUGGUCCAGCCCAGCCUCACCCCCCAAACUCCCAGGACUGUGUCUCAGCUGACUGUUUGAUUUCCCUCUGACCCCGUCCCUGAGCCUGGACCUGAGAGACGUCCCUCAGCCUUCUCCUUUCUCCCCAAGGAGAACUCUGGGAGUCUCCCCCUUUGCUGAGACGGGGGAUAUCCCAUGUGAGCAGUGCCCAUGGCCAGGGGGCUCUGGGCUGGGGAGCUAGAGUCUUGCCUGGAACUGAAGAAAAUGAGUUCCAGGAAGCUGAACAUUUUCCCCGACUCCCAGUUGUUAUGUGUCUGUGUAUAGUUUUUAAUACUUUUAAAUUAAUAAUUUUAUACCAGAGUUGAUUUUCCUCCUCUACUCCAGUUGAGAAAUGCUUUUCUUAGACCUAUGCACUCUUGGGGGGUGAGGUUGGGGGUGCACAGCAGGGCUGGAUUGUGUGAUUCACAUGGAGAAGAUCCCCAGGCUUCCCUUAUUCUCCAAGCUCUGCAAUCUCUCUUGCGGUACCUUAGAAGAUCAGAAAUUCUGUAGGCUUCAGAGAAUAAAAGGGUGCUUGGGGGGGGCACCUGCCUGGAGCUUGGUCACACACUCAGAAGUUUCUCUAGGAAGCACUGGGCCAUCUGCUUCUUGAGGCUUUUGUUUGAGAAGGGGAGGUCCCUGCUCUGAGAAGGGAUAAAUAAUGGUACAUUUGGGUGCUGGCUGCUGUCCUGCAUGGGAAUGGGCCAUUGGUUCCAUUCACAGACUAAGUGAUGUUCUUGGACCAAAGAGAAGCAAUAUCUUCUUGUUGGAAUUUUGACACCCUCAGCCUCCUUUGCCCCCACCCUUUGGAUUUUCUCUGUUUCCUUAUUUUAAAACUUUCUCGGCUUUUGUGCUGGGAUGGCCCACUGAAGGUGUGUGUUGGCCGAUGCUCCUCAGAGCCAGAGAAGAGUUCAAUUCAAUUAAAAUCAACAGAUGUUUUUAAAGGAAUUGAUGUGUGGAGAACACAGUGCUUGGGACUAGGGGAGGUAUAUAGUUUAAAUUAAACAAUCCAUGAUCUCCUGGAGCUUACAGAUGUAGCAGAGACUGGGUGGCCCUUGUACCCAAGGGUCUGGAAACAACCUCCUGUUUUUCUUCUCAGCUCAGUCCGACCCCUUGUUCUUUUUCUGCUGGGUCUGGGGGAAAGGGAGAUGGCCAUGGUUCUGUCCACACCAGACCCCACAAAGCACCUGGGUUGAUAAAUGUGUAUGAAUGGGGCCCAGGAUAAGGAGGGGACUUUGCUCUGCAAUAGCAGGGAGAGAGGGUGGAUAAUAGGAAGAAUCAGAAAAUUAUUUCCAAAGAAAUGACUUAAUAUGUACAGUUUAUUGCAAUUGUUGCUUUGUUCUUGAUAAAGGCCCUAUUCAAAUGUAUUUAAGGUACCAGAACCCCAGGGAAGUUAAUGGGGACCAAAUGUACAUUAAAGGGGGAAAGUUUUAUAUGA
Molecule: messenger RNA, 4504 nt
Organism: Sarcophilus harrisii (Tasmanian devil)
Lineage: Eukaryota; Metazoa; Chordata; Mammalia; Dasyuromorphia; Dasyuridae
Gene: ST14
Product: suppression of tumorigenicity 14
Exons: 19
Coding region: 329-2896 (855 amino acids)
Biological process (GO): acrosome reaction; proteolysis
Cellular component (GO): membrane
Molecular function (GO): protein binding; serine-type endopeptidase activity
Source: RefSeq, a predicted model, not a curated record